Molecule: messenger RNA, 4481 nt
Organism: Electrophorus electricus (electric eel)
Lineage: Eukaryota; Metazoa; Chordata; Actinopteri; Gymnotiformes; Gymnotidae
Gene: ipo4
Product: importin 4
Biological process (GO): protein import into nucleus
Molecular function (GO): small GTPase binding
Source: RefSeq, a predicted model, not a curated record
UCCCCGCGUGGUAAGUUUGGUAGCUAAGGAACUUCAGCGGUCGGCUAACGGGAGUCUCUCGAGUUUCUCCGUCGAGUCGUUUGACAAAACGCCUGGGAGAACCUAUCCAUUUAGUACAAAGCUACAUUAUAGAUAAUGUCUGAUCUGGUUGUUUCAUUUACAAAACGGUAUCCUUAGCGUUAACUAUUCCUGUGCUGUCCAAACGUCUGGCUAUAUAGCUUAGCUGCCUAGCUAGCCAGCUACCUGUCAUUUUCUAAGCCGGCGCCGGGAGCUCGGUAUCUUAGCACAACUUCACUAUAUAUUUUCGCAGUCAGUUUAUUCAGUUAAAGCGCAGCCAAGUUCAUUUUCGACAUGUCAGAAGAAUUAGAACAUAUCCUCACUCAGCUGACACAGCCCGAUAACGCAGCUAUCCAAAAGGCCACUGCUCAGCUGAAACAGGCUUUCAAGGACCCAGCCAUCAUUCCAGCAUUAUGCACAGUUAUGACUCAGUCCGCAAAUCCACAGAUCCGGCAGUCAGCUGUAGUAAUGUUGAGAAUGAGAGUGAAGAAGCACUGGAAGAAGAUCAGCCUAGACCAUAGAGAGAGCCUAAAAGCAGUAGUCCUGCAAGCUUUUCAACAAGAAACAGAGCACACAGUUCACCACUCUCUGUCUCAGCUGAGUGCAGCGAUGGUGAAAAACGAGGCCCCUGACCGCUGGCCUGCCCUGCUUAAACUGCUAAAUGAGUCCACCAAUAGCAACAAUCCUCAGGACAGGCAGCUGGGUCUUCUGCUGCUUAGUAAAGUAGUAGAGUCCAACCCAGAGCCCUUUAAGCCCCACUACAAGAAACUGCUUCAGCUGUUUGGCACUGUGCUCCAGGAUGGGACGAAUCCAACUGCUUUGUACUACUGUAUCCUCACCCUUACUGGCAUCACACCUUACACCGGCACAGAGGAGAUGAACCUGAUGCGUUCAUUGAUCCCCAAACUGAUAUUUGCUCUUAAACACCUCAUUCAAGUAGACCAGGACCAGGCCAGUGAAGCCAUGGAGGUUCUUGAUGAGUUAAUGGAGAGUGAGGUUUCCAUUGUGGUCCCUUAUAUUGCUGAGAUUGUUCAGUUCUGUUUGGAAGUCAGUGCAGAUGUUUCACUCAGUGACUCUCUACGUGUCAAGACUCUGUCUUGUAUUGCCCUCCUCAUUAGACUUAAGAGCAAGGCUGUGUUAAAGCACAAGCUCUUGGCUCCGAUCCUGCAAGUGGUGUUUCCCAUCCUAAGUGCAGAACCACCUCUUGGAGAGGAGGACCCGGAGGAUAAGGAAAACGGUGACGGCAGUAGUGACAGUGAGAGCCCUAAGCAUUUUGCUGCUCAGGUGAUUGACACGAUGGCCCUUCAUAUGCCGCCAGAGAAGCUUUUUAACCAGUUGAUGCCCAUGAUUCAGGCCUGCCUGGCCAGUAAGAACCCAUAUGAAAGGAAGGGAGGACUCAUGAGUCUAGCAGUACUGGCAGAGGGCUGUGCAGACCACAUCCGCACGAAGAUGCUGUCAUCAGUGCUGCAGACAGUGUGUCACAGCCUAUCUGACAGUAAUCAGGUGGUGCGGAGUGCAGGCCUCUUUGCUCUGGGUCAGUUUUCUGAGUACCUGCAGCCUGAAGUGAGCAAAUACCAUGCAGAGUUGAUGCCAUUGUUACUAGGCUAUAUGUCCUCUCUGAAAGAGGCCAAAAUUGGCCAUGUCACCAAGGCUUUUUAUGCCCUGGAGAACUUCUUGGAGAACCUGGAUGAGGAUAUUCAGUCAUACCUGCCUACUCUUAUGGAGACUAUGUUCUCAGCACUCAACACCACAGACAACCUCAAACUCAAGGAGCUUGCUGUCAGUGCUAUAGGAGCUAUAGCUAAUGCUGCCAAAGAGAUGCUGGUACCCUAUUUCUGCACUGUAAUAGAGAAUUUGAAAGGCUUCCUGACAGAUACACGGGAUGAAGUGAGGUCACUGCAGACCCAGGCAUUGGACACUCUCUCUGUAUUGGCUCGUACCAUUGGUAAGGAUGUCUUCAGUCCAUUGGCGGCAGAGUGUGUACAGCUGGGUCUGAACCUCACGAAUUCUGUGGAUGAUCCGGACCUGCGGCGGUGCACGUAUAGCUUAUUUUCGGCCGUGUCUUCCGUUAGCCCAGAAAGUCUUACUCCCCAUCUAACUGCCAUUACCACACUGAUGCUACUGUCACUAAAAUCUACAGAGGGUGUGAUGGCUCACCUAGAGGAGGAGAAGCAGUUUGUUCUGUUGGAUGAUGAUGACGACAAUGAUGAUGAGGGUGAUGCUGUGUUGGAGGAAGAUGGCGAGAAUGAGUUGGAAGAUGUUACUGGGUUCUGUGUGGAGAAUGCUUACAUUGAUGAGAAAGAGGAUGCUUGUGAUGCCCUGGGCGAAAUUGCCUUCAGUACUGGUGCUGCGUUCCAGCCUUUUCUUGAGUCAAGCUUUGAGCAAGUCUAUGAGCUGCGUGACUUUCCGCAUGAGGACGUGAGGAGAGCUGCCUUCGGUGCCAUAGGCCACUUCUGCCGGGCUCAGCACAAAGUGUGGCAAGACAAUCCUACUGAGGGUAAUCACCAGGCUCUGCAGAAGCUGCUUGGGGUGGUGCUGCCCUGCUUUAUGGAGGCUGUGAAGCAGGAACGAGAGAGGCAUGUGGUGAUGGGGGUCCUAGAGGCCAUGAACGCUGUCAUCAAGUCCUGUAAGGAGGAGGCACUGCAGAGCCCAGACAGGCUGGCCGAGAUCAGCCACACCAUCCGUGACGUGCUGAAGAAGAAGACUGUUUGUCAGGAUGCAGGAGGCGAUGAGGCAGAUGAUGAUGACCAGCAGGCUGAAUAUGAUGCCAUGCUGCAGGAGUUUGCUGGCGAGGGAAUUCCUAUCCUGGCUUCAGCCGUUCCAGCUGAAACCUUCUAUCCACACCUCAACGACCUGCUGCCCCUCAUAAUGAACAAAGCGAAGUCCUCGUGCACGGUGGCAGACCGCUCCUUCUCUGUGGGCACGCUAGGGGAAACCCUGCAGUCCCUAGUGAACGUGCAGGGGGGCAGGGCCGUCGCAGGGCGGCUGUCCAAUCGGCUGCUGCCCGUGCUUGUGGCUGGGGUUAAGGACAGUGAUGCAGAGGUGCGCAACAACAGCGUUUUUGGCCUGGGGGCUCUCGCUGAGGCUGCUGGGCCCAUCAUUUCCUCCAAUUACCCGAUGAUGCUGUCUCUCUUCUCGAACCUCCUGGUCAAAGAGUCAGACCGAAGGGUGAUUGACAAUCUGUGUGCUGCUCUGUGCAGGAUGAUAAUGAGCCACAUGGAUGGCGUCCCACUCGAACAGGUACUUCCUGCUCUCCUGGUGCGCCUCCCUCUGCAGGAAGACAUGGAGGAAAAUAAGACUGUCUACAGCUGCCUGGCUUUCCUCUAUUCCCGCAAUCCAGCACUGGUUGUUAGUCAUAUGAAGCCAGUACUGUCUGCUGCAACAGCCAUCCUAGGGACGAAGGAUAUUGGUGCAGACACCCAGAACACACUUGUCACGAUGCUGAGAGAUGUCGCCCACAGAUACUCCCAGGAAUUUGAGAGUGCUGUGAUGUCACUUUCUGUGGAACAAAGGACCAAGCUGACCGCAGCUCUUGCUCGGUCAUAGCUUGUCUCCUUCUACGUGGCUUCCACCAGAAAUGUAUUUCUAAUAGGAUUUUUUCCCUACAUGAGACCUUGACUAUUUGAGUUAUCCAAGCACAUGAGCACUUCCCUACUACACUGUUUUGCAGCAGCGAUGUUCCCUGUUGAUAUUUGUUUUUCACAAUGUCAUAUCUUUUUUUUCUUUUUAAAUUAACUGUUAUUUAGUACAGUCUUCUGCUACUGUAGCAACUAAACAACAUUGUGGAUAAUUUGGAGAGUGAAGAUAUGAGUUCACCUUGCAUGGAAAGAAAUGCCACUUGAAAACAUGCUCAUCGUUCUUCUAUAUUUAGUACACAUCACUCUACAAGUUGCAGUCAUGUUGGUAUUGUUAAAUGAACUGUUAAUCAUUUUUAUGAAAGAAUCAUUUUAUUUAUGAGAUACAUUUUGAAUUUUAAAGGAAAGUGUAUAGUAGCUCAUAUGGAGUACAGAUAUUUCACACAGUAUUUUCAAAAUGUGUAAUGUCCAGAAAAUUAAUCUCCUGGAUUACCAAUAGUUCCUAGUUAAUAGUUCAGUAAUGACACAUCAUCUUCAGUAAACUACAAGCAGUUAUUUGUAUUUGACAUGCAAAUUGUUAACAAUUUAAAAUAAGCUUCUUCUGAAUGGAUGAGAGAGCAUUUAAAGUUUGUCAGUUUCUUUACACACUUGCAAUGAAUUGUAACUGCCCUUUCUUUUGAGAGUUUGUUUGAGAGUUUUCUUUCAACUGAAUUUCCACCCUAGCCAGGACUUCAUAAAAUCCCUGAAAUAACACAUCUGUAUUCAGGAAAUGCUACAGUAGUCAGUGUGGUAUGGGUAAUGGCAGUUUAAACAAACAGGACCCUGAUUAAAAUGCACUGUUAGAUUGCU